AUGGCUACUACCGAUGAUUUCUCUGGUUCUGCCUCUGUUGAUAUUAAUAAACCAUUUUGUUUUGAGGGUUUGCACUUUAAGCGUUGGAAACAGAAGAUGCUUUUUUAUCUGACCAUGAAGAAGGUUGCGUUUGUACUCACUGCUAUGAAGUCAGUGGAUUUUAAAAUUGUUCUCAGGCAUAAGACUAAGGAAUUUUCCUUAGAGAGUUUGAUCACCCGCCUUCGUAUCGAGGAGGAAGCAAGGAAACAAGACCAGAAAGAAGAGGUGCUUGUUGUCUCUAACAACAACCCCAAGAAGUCCACACCUGCGGUUCUGAAGCCUAAUGGAAAAAAAUUUAAGAAUCAGAACUGCAACUCGAAUUCAAAUUCCAAUCGCAACAACCAGAAUACUCAUCGAAACAACAAUCAGAGUCGGAACCAAUACAGCAACCAACCUGGAAGGCAGCAACCUCCACCUAAACAAAAUGACUCUGGACAAUUCCUUUGUUACAACUGUAACAAGCUAGGUCAUAUGGCACGCAAGUGUAGGAACAAGCCAAGCACUAUUUCGCAGGCUAACUUGACUGAAGAAGCUUUUAUAGCUAUGAUUUCUGAGAUCAACCUUAUUGGUGGAUCAGAUGGGUGGUGGGUAGACACUGGCGCUUCACUCCAUGUCUGA
Molecule: messenger RNA, 657 nt
Organism: Humulus lupulus (European hop)
Lineage: Eukaryota; Viridiplantae; Streptophyta; Magnoliopsida; Rosales; Cannabaceae
Exons: 2
Coding region: 1-657 (218 amino acids)
Molecular function (GO): zinc ion binding; nucleic acid binding
Source: RefSeq, a predicted model, not a curated record